This is a messenger RNA of Aspergillus heteromorphus CBS 117.55, 2796 nucleotides long. RefSeq lists its product as uncharacterized. The transcript is spliced from 4 exons. Gene Ontology annotation, molecular function: metalloaminopeptidase activity; glucan endo-1,3-alpha-glucosidase activity; zinc ion binding. Gene Ontology annotation, biological process: proteolysis. Bases 1 to 2796 code for a protein of 931 amino acids. Lineage: Eukaryota; Fungi; Ascomycota; Eurotiomycetes; Eurotiales; Aspergillaceae. Gene Ontology annotation, cellular component: fungal-type vacuole. The record is from RefSeq and is a predicted model, not a curated record.
AUGUUGUUUGCGUUUCUGAUUUCUUUGCUGCUGCUAGUCGGCGCGCCUGCGGUUGCCGCGACUGUGCCGCAGCAUGUCUUCGCUCAUUUCAUUGUUGGCAAUGCCGAUGCCAUGAACUCUACGCAAUGGGAGUCGGAUAUCACGGAGGCGCGGGCCGCCCACAUCGAUGGCUUUGCGUUGAACAUCGCCAUGAACUGUGACUACAACGACGCCGUUCUCGAGAAGGCCUACGCCGCCGCCGAGAAGGUCGGCAACUUCACCCUCUUUCUGUCGUUCGACUACGAGUCCGACGGGGCCUGGCCGGCGGACCAGGUGAUCUCGACGAUCAACGAGUACAAGAGCCGGACGGCCCAGCACUACUACCAGGGCAAGCCCCUGGUGUCCACCUUUGCCGGCUCGGCCAACGCAGGCGAUUGGUCGAGCAUCAAGAGUGCGACGGGUUGCUUCUUCGUCCCGUCGUGGACCGACCUGGGCCAGACCGGGAUCCAAGAGUACGUGGACACCAUCGACGGCUUCUUCAGCUGGGAUGCGUGGCCGGUGGGCGCGACCAACAAGACCACGGUGAGCGAUGUGGCCUGGAUGGAUGCCCUGCCGGGCAAGGCGUACAUGAUGCCCAUCUCGCCGUGGUUCUACACCAACCUGCCCCAGUGGAGCAAGAACUGGCUCUGGCGGGGCGAUGACCUGUGGCACACGCGGUGGGAGCAGGCGGCGGAGCUGCAGCCCGCGUUCGUCGAGAUCAUCACCUGGAACGACUACGGGGAGGCACACUACAUCGGACCGAUCCACGAAGCGGGCCUGCCGACGGGCUCUGCCAGCUACGUGAUGGGGAACCCCCACGACGCGUGGAGAACGCUGCUCCCACACUACAUCGACGCCUACCGGGGGGGCGUGAACGGGUCGAACAGCACGUCUCUGUCGUACGACGACAAGGUGGUGUACUGGUACCACGUCAACCCGAGCGACGCGGGCAGCGCCAACGGCACGACGGGCAACAACCCGUCGAUGGGGGAGACGGCGAUGAACCCGGGGCUGCUGGCGCAGGACAUGGUGUUUGUGACGGCGCUGGUGAACAGCACCAGCCAGGUGUACGUGCAGAUCGGGUCGUCGGAGCCGACAGUGCUGCAGGCGACGGGGGGACUGAACCAGUACUCGGUGCCGUUCAACGGGCAGACGGGGGCGGUGCAGGUGUCGAUCCGGCGCAACGGGAAGCAGGUGGUGUCGGCGACGGGACGCGAGAUCACGGAGGAGUGCGAGGACGGCAAUAAGACCGUCAUGGGUUUCCGCGAGGCCGCCAUGGCUUAUCGCCCGAGCUCCUACGGACAGCUCCCCGACCCCGUCCAGGACUAUUCUCCCAAGCCCACCGCCACUGCCACUGCCCCUCGCCCCGCCACCUCGACCGCCGUCAAUCCUGAGGACUACUCCAAGCCUUACUGCGACUUCAUGACCAACAAUCCCACCAUCUUCCAUGCCGUCGACGGCUUCACCAAGCAGCUCGAGAGCCAGGGCUACAAGCGUCUGCCUGAGCGCGAAGCCUGGAAGCUUGAGCGCGGCGGCAAGUACUACACCUCCCGCAAUGCCAGCGCCUUCAUCGCCUUCUCCAUUGGCAGCGAUUACCAGUCCGGCAACGGCAUGGCCAUCGUGGCCGGUCACAUCGAUGCCCUCACCGCCAAGCUGAAGCCCGUAUCCAAGCUCCCCACCAAGGCCGGAUACGUCCAGCUGGGCGUGGCCCCGUACGCCGGCGCCCUGAAUGAGACCUGGUGGGACCGUGACCUGGCCAUUGGCGGCCGGGUCCUCGUCCGCGACCCCAGCAGCGGCAAGGUCGAGUCCAAGCUGGUCAAGCUGGACUGGCCUAUCGCGCGCAUCCCCACCCUGGCGCCGCACUUUGGUGCCCCGUCCCAGGGCCCCUUCAACAAGGAGACGCAGAUGGUGCCCAUCGUGGGCGUGGAUAACUCGGAUCUCUUCAAGCAGGCGACCACCGCCAGUCCGUUCGAGGCGGGCACGUUCGCGGCGACGCAGCCCGAGAAGCUCGUCAAGGUGAUCUCCAGUGAACUGGGCAUCACGGACUACCGCACGAUCCUGAACUGGGAGCUGGAGCUGUACGACAGCCAGCCGGCGCAACUGGGCGGGCUGGAGAAGGACCUGAUCUUCGCGGGCCGCAUCGACGACAAGCUGUGCUGCUUUGCGGCCCAGGAGGCGCUGCUGGCAUCGCCCGACAACACGUCCCCGGGGUCGGUGAAGAUGGUGGGCAUGUUCGACGACGAGGAGAUCGGCAGUCUGCUGCGCCAGGGCGCGCGGUCCAACUUCAUGAGCAGCGUGAUGGAGCGCAUCACCGAGGCGUUUGCGCCCAACUACGGGCCGAACGUGCUGGCGCAGACGGUGGCCAACAGCUUCUUCGUCUCGUCGGACGUGAUCCACGCCGUCAACCCCAACUUCCUGAACGUGUACCUGGAGAACCACGCGCCGCGGCUGAACGUUGGCGUGGCGGUGUCGACCGACUCCAACGGCCACAUGACGACGGACAGCGUGAGCCACGCCUUCAUCAAGCGCGUGGCGGACCGCUGCGGCUCGACGCUGCAGGUGUUCCAGAUCCGCAACGACUCGCGCAGCGGCGGCACGAUUGGGCCGAUGACGAGCUCGCGUAUCGGCAUGCGGGCGAUUGACGUGGGGAUUCCGCAGCUGAGCAUGCACAGUAUCCGGGCGACGACGGGGAAGUUGGACCCGGGGUUGGGUGUGCAGCUGUUCAAGGGAUUCUUCGAUCACUUUGAGGCGGUGGACAAGGAGUUUGCCGAUUUUUAG